Camellia sinensis is the source of this 651-nucleotide messenger RNA. RefSeq lists its product as uncharacterized. The record is from RefSeq and is a predicted model, not a curated record. NCBI's taxonomy places the organism in Eukaryota, Viridiplantae, Streptophyta, Magnoliopsida, Ericales, Theaceae. Gene Ontology annotation, cellular component: photosystem II; membrane. Gene Ontology annotation, biological process: photosynthesis.
UCUUUUCAUUUCCUCCAUCACCUAUCUAACACUCUUCUUCUCCCAACCAACACCUAGAAGUUAGAACUUGAGAAAUAGAGACAAUCCUAUAAUUUGACAAGCUAGAGAGAAUAACAGAGCAAAGGGCAUAGAAAAUGGCUUCUGUUUCAAUGGCUAUGCCAUUAACUUGUGCAUCCCACAAGAGGCUACAACAACAGCCAAGCUCUGAAGCCUUUUUUAGGCCCCUCUCAGUGAGGCCAUCAAAGAAGUCCGUGGCUGUGAAUUUCAAGGCCAGGGCUCGGUUUGAAGUCAAAGCCCCUCUGAAGGAAAAGGCCAUCACAGGGCUAAUAGCAGCUGCAUUGACAGCUUCCAUGGUGAUACCUGAGGUGGCUGAGGCAGCUGGGCCUGGUGUCACUCCCUCUCUCGAGAACUUCUUGCUCAGCAUUGCUGCUGGUGGGGUUGUGCUUACUGUCAUUGCUGGGGUUGUUGUCGGAGUUGCCAACUUCGACCCGGUCAAGAGGAGCUGAGCAAAAAGAAUCUGAGAAUGUUAUGUGAAUUUUCUUCUAAUCUGUCUCCCUCUUCAUAUUUCAUUGCUUUCUGUAGUUUAUGUUGUAUGCAACUUUCUUAGCUAUAUAUUAAUAUAUAUUGAUCUGAAAAUUUUGAUUUCGGAAA